Chenopodium quinoa (quinoa) is the source of this 992-nucleotide messenger RNA. RefSeq names its product putative protein TPRXL. NCBI's taxonomy places the organism in Eukaryota, Viridiplantae, Streptophyta, Magnoliopsida, Caryophyllales, Amaranthaceae. Bases 124 to 693 code for a protein of 189 amino acids. The record is from RefSeq and is a predicted model, not a curated record. The transcript has a single exon.
CUAGAGUAAAGCACGGUUUGCCAAAUUAGCUAGCGAACCGCGGCUUACUAAAAUUUCUCUCUCCUCUCCUCUUUCUCUCUCUAAAAAAAGACUCACACUUUCUCUCUCUUAAAACCAACAAAAAUGGCGGCAAGAAGAUCAAGCGGACCAGUCCUAAGGUCUCACUCACCAUCAGGAAGAUUCGGUUCCAAUACGACAUCGUCUUCUGCUUCAGUAUUUGCUUCUUCAACCUCGAGUACUUUCACUUCUCGAAGCUUCCUUCAACGUUCAGCUUCUCCUACUCGCGUCAACCUGUAUUCCACCGGUUCAUCGCCGUCGUCAGCGGUCCGGUUUAAUUCCGGUUCAGUUUCACCCAACCGUUCGAUUUCAACUCAGUCGGUGCGACGUCAACCGUCGACUACCGGUCAGAAGAAGAGCUGUAUGUGUUCGCCGACGAAUCAUCCCGGUUCAUUCAGGUGUAGUCUUCACAAAAAUGCUCCGAGCCGGAAUGCUUCGGUUCAGCCGUACCAGUCGAACCGGCUCUUCGCUCGGCGGUCCGCGAUGACGAACUCGUUGGUUAGAAUCGGAACUGUUGAAGGUGACUUGGUGAAACGAGCUUUGGCUGCUUUGAUUCGUCCUUCUUCACAUCAACAAAAAAGAAGAGGUGAUUUUCAGCCUAGAAAAAGCAGGUUAUCAAUGGUGUCUGUUGCGUAAAAUUUGCAAUUGAAUUAGAGUUAGGGUUAGGGUUUUUUAAUUUUUGGAAAAUUUGGGGGAAAUUUUCUCAGAAUGUUAUAGAUUUUCCGGUGAUGGAAGAAGUUUCGCGAUUCCGGCGAUCGAAGAUGAUUCCAGAAGAAGAAAUUCAGAAGGACAUUGGACAAAUUGAGAAAAUUUGUGUAUAUAUACCAAUAGUAUAGUAUGAUGGCAGUAUAAUUACAGUAUGAUCAUCGAAUUAAGAACAAAAAAAAAUCUUCAAGAAUUUUUGGACAGUUUAACAAGGACUUCUUUAAUUUUAA